Messenger RNA from Linum tenue, 426 nucleotides. The record is from the annotation of a GenBank genome assembly. Lineage: Eukaryota; Viridiplantae; Streptophyta; Magnoliopsida; Malpighiales; Linaceae.
AUGGCGGAUACUGAGACUAAUGGUGUCGCUACGAACGAGAAGGAUCGGGAGGUGGAGAUCUUCUCGAGCCCCGACCACCGUGGCGACGGAGACGGCGAAGCCAAGUUGAAGCAGAAGACCGAAGCGCUGGUUCAGGAGAACGAUGAAUUGAAGGACCAGGUCUCGCAGUUGAAAUCCGAGAUGGAAUCACUGAAAUGGGAGGGAUCGGAGAUGAUGCAGAGGCUGGAAGAGAUGGAGAGCGAGCUCGAGGAGGCGGAAGAGAACAAGAAAACGCUGGAUUCGAUAGCUUCUCGGGCUGGGGAGCUCGAGAUCGAGAGUUCUAGUUCACGGCUGGAGCUAUGGCUAGAUCAGUGGUGGUGUGGCAGCAGAGCUUCUCCCUCAAGUAGUUCUGUUUUGCCUCAGAGAAGCCUGGUAAAAGUUGUAUGA